AGGUGAAAUCGCUGUUGGAGAACCUUCUGACGUCAAAUAUUCUCCUUUAAUUACUAGUAUUUUGGAUACCAUAGUGGCUUUAACUUAUCAACUAUUAUGGGUCUAUCCGAUAUUUGUACUAAGUUUCGUACUGAAUGCUAUAUGGUAUCAAGAAAUAGCUGAUCGAGCUUAUAGAAUGUAUCAUGGUCGUCCACCUAUAAAUUCUCAUCGAACAUAUCCUAGGGCAUUAAGAGUUAUGGCAGAUGAGAUUUAUCGUGCAUUAUUAUUCAUGAAUUAUUUGAUGGUGGCAACUAUAGUUUUUGAGUACAAAUGGAUUAAUCAAGGUUGGUCUUUAGAACAACGUAUAGGAUAUUUUGAAGAGAGGUGGUCUUAUUUCGCCGGAUUUGGUUUUAUGUUUACCGUGAUAACGUUCUUUGUUGAUCAAUUUUUAAGUGCUGGUGUGUUCGCACUUCUCUUUCCUCUUUAUAUAAUUAUGGCUAACAAUGCUCUUCCUAUGCCGAGACACAACGAAAAUGCUCGUUUUUCAUCAUUAGUACCGUAUCGAUUGCGAGUAUUUUGGGUAGCGGAGAAAUUAAAUAAUAAGAUAAUCGGUGCAUCGGUAAAAUUCAAAACUACGAUAGGGAACAUGAUAAAUAAGGACGAGGAUAGCGACUAG
Ambispora leptoticha is the source of this 655-nucleotide messenger RNA. The record is from the annotation of a GenBank genome assembly. Lineage: Eukaryota; Fungi; Glomeromycota; Glomeromycetes; Archaeosporales; Ambisporaceae.